Nicotiana attenuata is the source of this 1558-nucleotide messenger RNA. RefSeq names its product general transcription factor IIF subunit 2-like. The transcript has 6 exons. Gene Ontology annotation, cellular component: transcription factor TFIIF complex. Lineage: Eukaryota; Viridiplantae; Streptophyta; Magnoliopsida; Solanales; Solanaceae. Gene Ontology annotation, biological process: transcription initiation at RNA polymerase II promoter; transcription by RNA polymerase II. Bases 238 to 1089 code for a protein of 283 amino acids. The record is from RefSeq and is a predicted model, not a curated record.
CUCUCUUCUUCUUCAUAUGAGCAUCACAAUUGCUGUCUUUCUUUCCAGUAAUUAAUGUUUUUACGGCCAGAAUCUUUUCUUCUUCUUUUUCCCCCUUCGCGUUAUUUUCCCAUAUAUAAGCAUUAUUGUUUUUUUUAAUUUCGAAAAAUCUUGCAUGGUUUGUUACAGUGGAUUCCUUUAAAUAAUCACAAAAUCUGCGAUUCCCGAAACCCCAACUGCCGUAUACCGUAAUAGGAAAUGGCGGAGAAAAUGAGCGGAAGCAACCUCAAGAGUGCAGCCGUGCAUGGCGUAACGAUGAACAGCCAUUUGGAGAUGAAUAAACCGGACAGAAAUGUGUGGCUGAUGAAAUGCCCUACCCUUGUCUCCACAUUCUUCCAACAACAUCUACAUUCUUCUUCAACUCCUCCUCUUAAUUUUGACAAUGACGGCCUCUCUUCCUUUGUUUCUCCUGCGCCUGUCGCUAAAGUCGUCGUCGCCGUUGACCCUCUCCUCUCCAAUGAUGCUACUCAGUUUACCAUGAAAUUGGCUGGCACUUCAUCUGGAAACAUGCCCACUCUUUACUCCAUGGACGUGUCCACAGAUUUUGUUCCGAUGUCUAUAUUUUCUGAGUCAGCUCAAGGAAGGCUUUCUGUGGAAGGAAAGAUAUACCAAAAAUUUGAUAUGAAGCCUCAUCAUGAAAACAGUGAGAACUAUGGAAAAUUAUGCCGUGAAAGGACCAAUAAGUACAUGACUAAAACUAGACAGAUUCAGGUUAUUGACAACGAUAAUGCCAAACAUAUGAGGCCUAUGCCUGGACUUUUUGCUACUAAGGCUUCUGGAUCUGCAGAAAAGAAGAAGGUACCAAGUAAGGGAUUAGAAAUGAAAAGAACAAGGAGGGACCGUGAUGAAAUGGAAGAAAUCAUGUUUAAACUCUUUGAGAGGCAACCAAAUUGGACACUGAAACAGCUGGUCCAUGAGACGGACCAGCCUGAGCAAUUUAUGAAAGACAUGCUCAAACUUCUCUGCAUCUACAACAAUAAGGGCGCGCAUCAAGGCACUUACGAGCUGAAGCCUGAAUACAAGAGGUCAGAAGACAAGCCUGAUUGUUGAUUAUUCAUAGCAUAAGCUUUCUUGUCAGGAGCCUUGGCCAUCAGCCAGGAGAAAACACCAAUUGUUUCAGCUUGAAGACACCAUUCUUUUUGUGCAUAAGAUCAAGUUUAGAGAAAUCCUAUGGUUGUAAUAGUAUAUUUGCUUUAUUCAAAUCAAUUAAGUAUCUUCUACCUUUAGAUUGCUUAUCUUUUCAGCAAACUAGAAUAAUAGUGAUAGAAGGAAAGCCGCCAGAAACGAAGCAUAUACUUUUGGAAAAGGGAAGUAUCUGAAAAUCAUAUAGACAUUCACGUCACUGGACAACUAUUCUUUGCUGGCAGACUUGGAUCUCACGUUGUCAACUUUGACUUUAAGCUAAAUAUAAGGAGUACGUUCCUCGUUAUUUAGCCCAUUGAGAUGGGGCACAAAAGGUGGACAUUAGGUAAUAGGUAUGAGUAACUUGGGUUGAAUUUGGCUCUUAAAUGUUUUGACU